Pseudozyma flocculosa PF-1 is the source of this 1644-nucleotide messenger RNA. RefSeq lists its product as uncharacterized. Bases 1 to 1644 code for a protein of 547 amino acids. The record is from RefSeq and is a predicted model, not a curated record. The transcript is spliced from 3 exons. NCBI's taxonomy places the organism in Eukaryota, Fungi, Basidiomycota, Ustilaginomycetes, Ustilaginales, Ustilaginaceae.
AUGACAACGCCCGACAAGGACGAAAAGAUCGGCGGUGGUGGCGGCGGCGCGGCGACGUCUGUUCAGGAUGUCCUUCCCACCUCGCCCCACGUCGACGCCUCGAGCAGCAGCGUCGACCACAAGUCGCUCGUCGACACGCCAUCCCGCGAGGACGCGAGCGACGAACAGGCGCCGUCCUACUCCAACAAGUACGGCGGCAUCUCUGAGCUGCUGGGCCUCGGGGACCGGCCGCCACCGGCCCAGGUGGCCUGGACGGGCAAGCGCUCCUGGUUCCGCUCGACCUUUACCCAGGCCACCAUCCUCGGCAUGUGCAGCUUCCUCUCGCCGGGCCUCUGGGGCGCCCUCGCGGCGCUCGGUGCCGGCGGCUCGCAGAACGUCUCGACCGUCAAUGCCGCCAACUCGCUCACCUUUGGUCUCAUGGUGCUCACCGCCGCCUUUACCUCGGCCCUCGUCAACGUCACCUCGAUCAAGUUCGCCUUGAUCUUUGGCACCAUGGGCUACGCUCCCUACGCCGCCGGACUCUACCUCAACUCCAAGACGGGCGCGCAGUGGCUCGUGAUCUUUGGUGCCGCGUGCUGCGGCGUCUCGGCCGGCGUCUUCUGGUCGGCUGAGGGAGCCAUCAUCCUCGCCUACCCGGAACGGAGGAGACAGGCGCGGUACAUCUCCUAUUGGCUCAUGUUUCGCGUCCUGGGUCAGCUGCUCGGCGGCAUCAUCAACCUCAGCUUGAACGCCAACAACAGCGAAGCGGGCAGCAUCUCGCUCGACACGUACCUCGUCUUUGUCAUCCUGCAGUGCCUGGCGCCCUUCUGCGCCAUGCUCCUCAGCCCGCCGCACCGGGUGCAGCGCACCGACAAGACGCCCGUCUACCUCAACAUCAACACGAGCACGCGCAACGAGCUUUGCCGGAUGUGGAAGACGGUGACGAGCCCAAAGGUGCUCCUGCUGCUCCCCAUGAUCUGGCAGGGCACCUGGUCCGAGGCCCUCAUCGGCACCUACGCCGCCAUCCACUUUACGGUGCGCUCGCGCGCCCUGGGCUCGCUCCUGUCGGCCGUCUGCGCGUCGCUGUGCAACUACGCCCUUGGCUUCUACCUCGAUUGGAAGCGGCCCGCCAUCAACACUCGCGCCAAGAGCGCUUUCCUUGCCGUCUACUCGCUCCAGGCCGGCCUCUGGAUCUGGGCCAUCUACAUCAUGCACGAGUAUACCGAGACCAAGCCCACCCUCGACUGGACCUCGGACGGCUACGGGCGCGGCUUCGCGCUGUACAUCUUCCUCCAGGUCGGCUUCAACAUGAUGUACGAGUACGUCUACUUCCUGAUCGGACACAUCAACGACGACCCGGGCGAGAUCGUGCGCAUCGCCUCGGUCGUCCGCGGCAUCGAGUCGGCUGGACAGGCCGUAUCGUACGGCGUCAAUUCGACCGGCCUGCGGCUGGAUGCCGUGGCGGGGAUCAAUAUGGCGCAGUGGGCGAUCUGCCUGGUCCCCGCGUGGCUCGUGAUCCGCAAGCUGGGCAUCCUCGCCGACGGCACGCGCAUCCACGAGGCGCGGAUCUACGCUCCGGAGGAGAAGCGCGAGGCGCUCAAGAAGAGUGGCAUCAGGGAGGCGGAGCACGACGGCACGGGCGACGUCCUCGAGCGGCGGCAGUAG